Molecule: messenger RNA, 859 nt
Organism: Sardina pilchardus (European sardine)
Lineage: Eukaryota; Metazoa; Chordata; Actinopteri; Clupeiformes; Clupeidae
Gene: mettl26
Product: methyltransferase like 26
Exons: 6
Coding region: 88-777 (229 amino acids)
Source: RefSeq, a predicted model, not a curated record
CAGAUGCGGAAGCUCGAGUGAUUCUCACAGAAGCGGUGUUCCUGUUGUUGUGUAGCCUACACAUGCUGCGGGGCAAAUCAACAUCAUAUGGUCCUGGGUUCCUUGAUAUUCUCCCGACUUAUAGCUUGGUUAGAGGCUCGCGUUUGUAGCCCCAAAAUGCUUUGUGCGUCAGCAGCAGACAGAAAUAAAGAGCCCAUUUUAGCGGUCCUCAGGGAGUGCGUGGAGACCAGUCGUCCGCUCAAAGCGUUGGAGAUCUCGUCAGGUUCAGGUCAACAUGUUGUGCAUUUCGCCCAAGCGUUUAGAAAUGUUACAUGGCAGCCCUCCGACAUUGAUGAGCAGUCUGUUGCCAGUGUACAGGCUUACAGAAACCAAAUGAAGCUCGACAAUGUAAAGCCACCCAUUCAGCUGGAUGCUUCUCAGUCAUGGGAGAACUGGGGAGGCUUUGAGCCGGAGUCCUUGGAUGUAGUGGUCAACAUCAACAUGAUACACAUAUCGCCUCUUGCCUGCACAAAAGGCUUGUUUAAAGGGGCAGGAACAAUCUUGAAACCUCAAGGACUGCUGUUCACGUAUGGGCCCUACUCGGUGAAUGGAGUCAUCACACCACAAAGCAAUGUUGACUUUGAUUUCAGCUUGAGACAGAGGAAUCCGGAGUGGGGUCUGAGAGACGUGUCUUUUCUCAACGCCUUGGCAGAAGAAAACGGGCUGUUUCUUCAGAAGAUGGUGGAUAUGCCAGCAAAUAACAAGUGCCUCCUGUUUCGCAAGGAAAGCCGAGUAUAGUUCAGUAUUUUUGACAACAGUUUUAAAUUCACAAGACACUUUGUAAAUAAGUCUGCCAAACUGAAUAAAAUUCCUCUCAAUA